Molecule: messenger RNA, 7928 nt
Organism: Vitrella brassicaformis
Lineage: Eukaryota; Vitrellaceae
Source: the annotation of a GenBank genome assembly
AGGGAGCGUUUGCAGCAUCUCUGCGUGUUUGGUGGCGCACUGCCGCAAGAAACCAAACCACACACCUCAGCUGGACUCGCACGCCGAGUGCGUGAAGCCGCGUCGCAGCGUGGAGAUUUGGCCAGAGGUUCGUUCUCUCUCGCGUGACGCCCAAGGGGCACACAACAGCAAGAGGUGCGGUGAGCAGGCACUUUCUUUGUGGCGUAGAUCAGACGCUGCAUGACAUGACAGGUGCUGCUGAGGAGCCACUGUGGACUCUGUGUGUGCUGGUGUGGUUGCGCGUGUGCCGUGCCGUACAGGCGGGCAGGCAGGUUUUUGUUUGCGGGAGCGUGGGCGUGAUUGAGGAUGCCAACCACUUCGGCAGACCUGGACUCAGGCAUGGGUGACCUCCGUGACCAGUAAGAAGCGGAUCCACACAGACACUCCUGUACCAUGUGUGUGUGCCACGAUGGAUGCCCCUUCUCUGCCUCUCCCUCUCCCUCUCUCUCUCUCCCCGUGUGUGUGUGGAUGUGAUGGCUGCAGGUACAUCUCCAAGAUCCCCUCCUCGGCCUUCCUGACCCUCGCCCCCGACCUGCUCAAGGAGGGCUCCGUCUACGUCGCGCAGCUCUCCACCGUCGACGGCGGCCGCGACGCCUUCAUCACCGAGGCGCGGAGCCUCGUCAUCGAGAACGACGAGGCCACGACGCAUGUGGACGUGCUGCAGAACCUCGAGGACCCCUCACAGUGGAUGGUCAUAGAGGCCUACAAGCGGGGCGGCGGGCCGGCCAGGGAUGCGCAGGGCAAGCUCUCGGGGUUCCUCAAGCGCACCGAGAAGCUCAUGAGCGUGCCGGAGGACAUGAGCGAGCUCGAGAUGAUGGUGGAGUCGCCCGAUCUGGCCGAGAAGCGGGACCUGACGACCGUGUACCUGGAGCAGGUGCAGUGCAAGCCCGGCAUAGGCAUGGACGACAAGCUGAUCGAGGCCACGAGGACGCUCUCGAGGGCGGUCGGCGGCCACACCACCGCCCCCGACACACCCAGCACCACCACCACCACCAGCCCCGCCAGCACCAUGGCCAACGGCAGCAAGCCCGACGCACUGAGAGUGGUCCCCCCCUCCCCCGGCACCAUAGCCGCCCUCGAGAUGGUGCGCGACAAGGCCAACCGCUUCAUCUUCAGCCUCUUCCUCCACUGUCGAUCUGCCAACGACGCCAUGGAGAUCAGGCAGGGCCGCGACUUCCAGGCCUGGGCCGAAGCGGUCGCACCCUACCUCGACGGCGGGGCCAAGGUCUACUACUACCGCUCCGUCAUCCCCUCUGCAGACAAGAGCCCCAUCCCAGUGCGGGCCGCCGUGCCCUCAGCGGAGCUCAAGCGGCUGCCUGUGAGGGACAGCUCCUACUGGGAGCCGCAGAGCGACGGGACGGCCGUGAUUAUGGACGACGAGAAUCUGCUGCCGUACAGCGACGAGCUCAAGAAGCGGUACCAGAGCUACCUCGACUACAAGAAUGCCAUUGUCGAGAAGGAGGGGUCGCUGGAGCGGUUUGCCCAGGGGUAUCGGCUGUAUGGCUUCAACAGGGUGGAGGGGGGGUCGCGGGGGAAGGGGUGGCUGCUGCGCGAGUGGCUGCCGGCCGCCAAGGCCGUCACGCUCAUGGGCGACUUCAACGACUGGAACCGGGAGAGCCACCCACUCGUCAGCGACGAUUUUGGCAGGUGGACCCUCUUCCUCCCGGACGAUAGGAAGACCGGUAAGGCCAUUCUCACACACACACACACACACACACACACAUAUGGAUGGAUGGAUGGAUGGAUGGCACGUGUAUUGUUUCAGGUGAGUGGGCGUUGCAGCACAAGUGCAAGGUGAAGCUGCACAUCCAAGGCAGCGACGACGAGUGGUUCGACCGCAUCCCCGCAUGGACACGACUCGCCUGGCACUCGGCCACCACCAACCUCUUCGACGCCAUCAUCUGGACGCCCAAGACCCCGGAGAAGUACACCCCCAAGCACCCCCGCCCUCCCCGCCCCUCCACUCUCAAGAUCUACGAGGCCCACGUCGGCGUCAGCUCGCUGGAGGAGAAGAUCGGCACCUAUGUGGAGUUCAUCGACGAGGUGCUGCCGAGGGUGGCGCGGCUGGGGUACAACGCCAUCCUGCUCAUCGGCGUGCAGGAGCACGCCUACUAUGCCAGCAUGGGAUUCCAUCCCACAAACCUUUUCGCGCCGUCCUCUCGGUUCGGCAGCCCGGAGGAGCUCAAACAGCUGGUGAGAACCACAAGACUUCGCUCACACACGCACAGAGAGAGAGAGUGCUGUGUGUGUGGGUGGCAGAUCGACAUUGCGCAUGGGUACGGCUUGGUGGUGAUGAUGGACGUGGUGCACUGCCACGUGUCGACCAACGCCCUGGACGGCCUCAACCUGAUGGACGGCAGCGAGGGCUGCUACCUGCAUGAGGGGCUCAGAGGGCUCAACCCGGCAUGGGACUGCAGGCUAUUCAACUACAAGCAGGUGGGGACUGGACUGGCCCCAGACAGACAGACACAAUCACACACGCAGAGAGAGGGAGGGAGAGAUGGAUGGAAUGGAGAUGGAUCCAUGUGUGUGUGGUGUGUGCUGUGUGGUGUGUGCAGUGGGAGGUGACGCGCUUCCUGCUGUCCAACCUGCGGUACUUCAUCGACGAGUUCAUGGUGGACGGCUUCAGGUUCGUCGGCGUCACAUCGAUGAUCUACAAGCACCAGGGCAUCUGCGCUAAGUUCACCGGUUCGUUCGCACGCCACCCACCCCACCCCACCCACAGAGAGAGGGAGGGAGGGAGCGAACGGCGGGCAAUUUCCACCCACCCUGUCUGUCUGUCUGUCUGUCUGUGUGUUAAAUGCCCCAGGUGACUACGCACAGUACUUCGGUUUUGACAGCGACGAGGAGGCCAUCACGUACCUGACGCUGGCCAACGAGCUGGUGCACACGCUGCUGCCCGACCACGGCAUCACCAUCGCAGAGGAGACCAGCAACAUACCCACUCUCUGCAAACCCGUCGCCAAGGGCGGCAUCGGAUUCGACUACAGACUCGCCAUGGAGAAGGCCAAUGCGUGGAGGCUGCUGGUGAGGGUGUGUGUGAGUCAGGCACCACACACAGACAUGCAGACCCACACAGAGAGAGCGCCAUUUCUCUCGUCGUGUGUGUGUUGUGUGUUAGGCAAAGCGCCGCCGCGACGAGGAGUGGGACUUCGAGGAGCUGGUGCAGACGCUGACAGGGCGCCGGAAGGGCGAGAAGUGCAUCACCAUGGUCGAGUCCAAGGAGCAGUGCCUCACCGCCAAACGGCCCCUCCUCGUCGCCAUGUUUGCCUGGGAGUCCCUCCACACCCACGCCGUCGGCGGCGUCGCCCCACACGUCACCGAGCUCGCCGCGGGGCUCCAGCGGCUCGGCCACGAGGUGCAUGUCUUCGUGCGCACCACGCAGGGCGGCAACUCCCACAGGGUCUUCUAUGGGGUGCACUACCACGAGUGCCAGUUCGGGCAGAACAACGACUUCGUGCAGGAGAUGGUCAACAUGUGCGACUCCUUCGUGUGGUCGAUGGACCAGUCCGAGAACUUCAUGAACGAGACCUACCAGAUCACACACGCCCACGACUGGCUCGCCGGCAAGGCACUCGCCAAGGCCAAGCUCUCCGGACACAGAGCCGUCAUGACGAUGCACUCAACCGAGUUCGGCCGGUGCGGCAACAACGCCUAUGGCGGCCAGUCGGGGCGUAUCCGCGACAUCGAGGCGGAGGCCUGCCACGUCAGCGACCGAGUCAUUUGUGUUUCGGGGGUGCUUGCACAGGUACGUACGUCGUAUGCGUGUUUGUGGAGCAGUCGGGUGAACCCACGCACAUGGCCCUCUCUCUCCCUCUGUGUGUGUGUGUGUGUGUGUGUGGACUGGUCGAUGCGCAGGAGGUGGUGGGUCAGUACGGGAUUCACGAGGGCAAGAUCAAGGUCAUCUACAACGGCAUCCACGCCGAGCAGUUCGACGGCGAGGAGGACGCCGGCGCCAUCAAGGGCAAGUACGGCAUCGGCGCGAUGGAGCCCACCAUCCUGUUCGUUGGCCGCAUGGCCGUCCAGAAGGGCCCCGACCUGCUCGUCGAGGCCAUCCCGAUGAUUCUCAACAUGCGCAACGACUGCAAGUUCCUCAUGGUCGGCGACGGGCACAUGAAGGCCGGCCUCGAGGGCAGGACCCAGCAGCUCGGCGUGGGACACGCCGUCAGGUGGCUCGGCAAAAAGGGAGGCGGCGAGCUCAAGUCCCUUUUCAAGGUGCGCACGCCACGCCACGCCCGACCCCACCCACCCUCCCUCCCUGACACAACCAGAGACGCCUCACUCACCACAAACCCUCCUCUGUGCUUUUGUGUCUGUGUGUAUGGAUGGAUGGAUGGACGGAUGUCAGGCGUGUGACGCCGUAGUGGUGCCGUCGCGCAACGAGCCGUUCGGCAUUGUGGUGCUAGAGGCCUGGUCGGCGAGCAAGCCAGUGGUGGCCACCACUUGUGGCGGGCCGCGCGACUUCGUCUCGCCCGACAACGACGGGUGGCUGGUGGACCCUGAGCCGGGCUCCAUCGCCUGGGGCGUGUGCGAGAUUUUGAAGAACUUCGCCCACAGCCAGUGGAUGGGCACCCGGGGGCGCGUCAAGGCGGCCUUCAACUUCUCGUGGGACACCAUCGCCCGCCAGACCCGUGACGUCUACUACGAGCAGAUGAACCGCCACGACGCCCCGUACGCCAGCUACCACCUGGGCGACGCCACACUGGCCCACGUGCUGAUGGGCUCGGCCAUGUACAACAACAUGGGUGUCUUCGACCCCAACGAGGGCGCCGCGCGCGGCCUGGCCCUGCACAAGAUGAUCCGCCUGUUUGGCUGCGGGCUGGGCGGCGACGGGUACAUGACCUUCAUGGGCAACGAGUUCGGCCACCCGGAGUGGAUCGACAUGCCGCGGGCGGGCAACGGGUGGUCGCACUCACACGCGCGCCGCCGAUGGGACCUGGCGGACAACAAGGACCUCAAGUUCAAGAACUUCGAGUUCUUCGAGGCGUGUUUGUUGCGCUGGGAGAGCAAGCUCCAGUGGAUGGCCGCCCCCUCCGAGAAGCUCAUCGUCUGCAUGCCGAGCGACAAGGUCGUCGCCUUCGAGCGGGGCCCCUGCCUCUUCCUCUUCAACUUCCACCCCACGGCCUGGUACAGCCAGUACCGAAUCGGCACCUCAUCCACCACUCCCCUCCUCGCAGCACUCGACACCGACGAGGGCCGGUUCGGCGGCCUUGACCGCCACCAGGACGCGCACCUGAAGCCGUUCCCCAUCGGGGAGGGCUGGAAUGAGUGCGAUGGGUCGAUCUUGGUCGACCUUCCAGCCCGCACCGGCCUGGUGCUGGCGCCGGUGGACGUGCUCGAGAAGGCGCGCCGGACGGCGGUCAAGGGCGAGGAGGUCCUGGCCAUGGACGUGGACGACUUCGUGUCGUCCCUGCCGAGGUGGAAGAUCAGGGCCAACGGGGCGGCGCCCGCCACCAGUGGCAGCGUCGGCACGGCCAUCAAGGGCGGCGUGUCGUCGAUGCCUGUGGGGGGCGUACGGCCCAUGAAGAAUGGCUUCUGAGCGAAUGAGGGAGGGAGGGAUGGAGGUCGCCGUGCCGACCACACGAGCAGUCCGGCUAGCUCAGCUCGUUUUUCCUUCCUCGGUUGGCUUGGCUGCUGCCUGGAUUGCUCGGCUGGCGUGACGUGGCCUGCCCUGCUGGUGCGCGUGGUCGGUAGGCUCCUGUUGCUCUCUGUCCGCGAUGUGUUUGCUUAUGCCCAUACAUGUGUGUGUGUGUGUGCGUGUCGAUGUGGUCUGCAUUUUUCUGGUUUGGGAGCGCGGGCACAGCAGCAGAGUGCGAGAGAGAGAGAGAGAGAGAGAGAGAGAAGAGUGCGUGGUUUCUUUCUCUGUCUAUCUACCUAUCUUUUUUCUGACGGACAGACAGCCAGACGGGCGGGGAUGCAGGCAGGCAGACACGCCGGCAUGCCGGUAGGCAAGUUUCUGGGGUCUGCCUGCCUGCCUGUCUGUUUGGAUGGGGCCCUUCUGUGUGUCACGUGCUGUGGUGUCAUGUGUCCUGUGUCCUGUGUGGCCCAUUGAGGGUGGGCUGGUGAGAGCCAGGGAGGUGGUCACUUGACGAUGCGUCAAUGGUGUGAAAAAAAUGAAUGGAUGGAUGGAUGGAUGGUGCCGAAAGGUCAUUGGACCUUAUCCGCAGCCAGACGGACAGACAGACAGACAGACACCAAGGUAGCGAGCCAGUGUGUAGAGAGAGAUGCACCCCACCCUCAGAUGCAAUCAAUGCCUGCAAUGCCACUCACGCCACCCACCAUGGGGCGUUUUGUAGUUCUCGCGGCCCCCUCUCUCUUGCCGGGCGGGCGGGCGGGGGUGCGAUUGAACGGUUAAGUCCAUCCACCGUGUGGCGCUGUGUGUGUGGCUGACGUGUAUGAUAGCCAGACAGACAGACUGACGGGUGUCGGUCGGUGGCUGCCUGUGUUGUGCUUGUGGGAGGCAGGCAGGUGUGCUUGUGGGAGGCAGGCAGGUGCGGAGCGGACACUUUCAAGAAAGAGGCGUCGAUGUAUGGAUGGAGGGAUGGAUGGGUAAAAUGGGUGCGUGAGUGAGUCUUUUAUGGCGGGUGGUGACCUUGUCUUGUGUGCCGGGGCCACAUCUGUCUGUCAAGAUGUCUGUCUUGCUUUAUCCAGUUCGUCCUAAUGUUUCCCUCCCCUCCCUCCCUCGCUGCCACGUUUCUUGUGUACCAUGGUGUGACCACCAGCCGGCCUGCCUGCCUGCCUGGGUGUCAACAGACAGACGGACAGACAGGCAGACAGACAGAGGUGUAAGUAAGCAUGACGGCCGGCAGCACACGUCACGGUCCCUCCUUGGUCUGCAAAUGCAGCGAGACGGCCCGGCCUUGCUUGCCUUCUUUCGCUUCCUUUCACUUCCCCUACUACCACUCACUUCACUCACUGCGUAUUGUAUGGCAGCGCAAUUUUCAACAAGCUACCUCCCUCCCUGCCCAUCCGAUCCAAGCAUUUUUCUUUUGCUUGCCUGAGAGUGAUUUUUGAUGACCUACCCUACCGAAUUCUUCGCCUGCCUACCUGUUUCUCUCUCUCUCUCUCUCUCUGUGGGCCUGCCUGCCUGCCUGGUCUGUCUGCCUUGUCUGCCUUGUCUGUCAUGCCUGUCAACACCAAUUUUGAAUCAUCCUGGAGAGAGCUUCGGCUUGAGGUUUUGUCGUCUCGCUCACUCACUCAGUCGCUCGCCCGUCGUGUCGUCGCUCUCUGCUGCCUCUGCUGCCUAAGAUCCUAUCUUCAUGCCUGGCUCCCUCCCUGUCUGCCUGUCUGCCAUGUGUGCGUGCCUUCCUGCCUGCCUGCCUGCCGUGCUGUGCUGUGCUUUGCUGUGCUGCCUCACUCACUGACCACCGUCUUUUUCGGUCCUAUCUAUCAAUCCACUUUCCCCCACUCCCCAACGUGCCGUCAGUCAAGUCAGAUUGAGCAUCGAUGCGUGGCUAUUUAACACACGAUGCCGACCUGCCUGCCUGACACUGCCUGCCUGCCUGUCUGCCUGCGAUUAUGUGACUGUUGUGCUGCUGCGAGAGAGCUUUUCAACGUGCGCGAGCUGAGUGUGUGAGCGAGUGGGUGCGUGAGCGUGCCGGCCGGCGAUUUGUGGCGUGGCGUGGCGUGGCGCACGGCGCGGCGGUGGGCCUCUUUGUCAGACAUGGAUGGAUCGAUGCGAUUGAUGGACGCGAUGGAUGGAUGGAUGACCUACCUGCCCGGUUGAUUGAUGCGUGUGUGUCUGUGGCUGUGGCUGAGGCUACGUGAGCGUCGGCGGUGUCUUGUCUGUCUGGUGUGGUGGAUGUACGUGUCUGAGUGUGUGUGUGUGAGUUAAGACUUGUGAUGAUGGACUGACUGAAGCUUGCUUGAACUAACCCUUCACAAUGCAG